Bubalus bubalis (water buffalo) is the source of this 737-nucleotide messenger RNA. RefSeq names its product mitochondrial ribosomal protein S17 (gene MRPS17). Gene Ontology annotation, biological process: mitochondrial translation. Gene Ontology annotation, molecular function: structural constituent of ribosome. NCBI's taxonomy places the organism in Eukaryota, Metazoa, Chordata, Mammalia, Artiodactyla, Bovidae. The record is from RefSeq and is a predicted model, not a curated record. Gene Ontology annotation, cellular component: mitochondrial small ribosomal subunit; ribosome. The transcript has 3 exons. Bases 170 to 562 code for a protein of 130 amino acids.
GGCGGCCUGGGGCGGAGCGACCUGCGUACGACGUGACGCCAUCACGCUCCGGUCGGCCCUCUGCCGGGCGUAAGCCGAAACUGUGGAGUUCUGAGGUGGGUUGUUUGCCAGUCCCGGAGCGCCGCAGCGUGGGAGCCCUCACUGAAGGCGAGGUGACCAAAGCCACAUCAUGUCCGUAGUUCGUUCAUCCGUCCAUGCCAAAUGGAUCGUGGGUAAGGUGAUUGGGACAGCAAUGCAAAAAACUGCUAAAGUGAGAGUGACCAGACUUGUUCUGGAUCCCUAUUUAUUAAAGUAUUUUAAUAAGCGAAAAACCUACUUUGCCCACGAUGCUCUCCAGCAGUGCACCGUUGGGGAUAUUGUGCUUCUCAAGGCGCUCCCUGUCCCAAGAACAAAGCAUGUGAAGCACGAACUGGCUGAGAUCGUUUUCAAAGUUGGACAAGUCGUAGAUCCAGUGACUGGAAAGCGCUGUGCAGGAACCACUUACCUGGAGAGCCCAGUUGAUAUGGAGACCACCCCACUAGCCAAAAACCUGGAAGAACUCAGUCUCUCCACAACACAGUGAAGGAGGAUCGGAAAACAGAGCCAAAAGGGAAUUUCUAAGUUUACUCCAUGGAAAAAUUUUUCUCAGUUUCCUCACAAACCGUCCAGUUUCUUGUCUGGUAUUUAUGAAAUCGCUAAAAGUAAAUGAAGUAAAGUCUUUGUUAUAAUUUUUCAUAAAAGUUUAUGGUCAUGUUUCA